This is a messenger RNA of Chilo suppressalis (striped riceborer), 5786 nucleotides long. The record is from the annotation of a GenBank genome assembly. Lineage: Eukaryota; Metazoa; Arthropoda; Insecta; Lepidoptera; Crambidae.
GUAUGGGCUUUAGUUUCCCUUGCCUUCCCUAAAAAGGGAGAAUAUUUAAAAAAAAAUGUUUCAUGUAGUUUUCUUUGUUUACUCGUAUUGUUUUGAAUCUAAAUUUUGAGGCCUUAGAUUACUGAAUAUAAACAUUUUCAGUAAAACUGUGGAGGGUAUAAAAAGAAGUCACACGGAACCAAAUCAAGACUGUAAGGAGGGUGUCCCAAGACUCUGACUGGUACGGAGUCCAGGAAGUCCUUUGUUUUGAACGCAGAGUGCGCGGGCGCGUUGUCGUGGUGAAGAAGGACCCCGCGGAACCUGGCAUGCAUUUUAUGCUAUACCAUUUGGCGCUUUGGUCUCGAAGUGAAAUUGAAAUUAGGUACCCCGUCAAAGUGAAGAAACUAGCGAUCAUAAUUUUCCCUGCGCUCCUCGAUCGCUUCACUUUCGUAGUUACUUUCUUUUAGUUUCGUUCGAACAUUGGUUCAUUUCGAAACAGACAAACUGUCGACUGACGCUUUGUUUCUGGAUCGUAUUGAUAAAUCCAGGAUUCGUCACCUGUCACAAUAUCGUAAACGCGCCGUGACGAUCCUGCAUCAAUUUUUUGUAUCAUAUUACUGUACCAAUCCACACGGGCCUGCUUCUGAGCUUCGGUGAGGUUGUGGGGCACCCAGCGAGAAACUAUCAUCCUUACGCAAAGGUGCUCGUGCAAAAUCUUGUAAACACUUCCUGAACCAAUCUGCAGAGAAUGCUGAGUCUCUUCGUAUGUAAUUCGUCUGUUUUCUUGAAUUAUUUUUUUUACUGCCAGCCUGCGAAGAAAGUGUUUCUUCGGUGACAGCCCUCGUAGGACAACCACUCCUUUGUUCAUCCCCCAAAGUAAGACGACCGCAUUUGAACUCGCUACACCAGCAGUAGAUGGUUGCUUUUGAAGGUCCUUCAUCCAUAAAAGCAGUUCGAAAUCGAUCAAAUGAAUCAUCAGGUUUUAAGCCACCUUUAAAAUCGUAGAAAAUCAUAGCACGAAAAUGUUUUAGAUGCAGAUCCAUUUUAUAAUGAGACAAGAAAUAUUUAAUUGGCAAUCAAAAAAUGUGGAGGUCCUUUUUACUUUUAGGUAAUGAAAGUUUUCAAAAUAAUUACAAGUGGCCAGUGUCUUCUUAUACAUAAAAACUUUUUUUCGCAAAACUUUCUGAGUGGCCUGGUGUAUAUGACUGGCAUUUGUUUGCUUUUUUUCCUGUAAGAGAACGGAUGACAUAGAAUACUGCAAUCCGGCAUCUCUGUCCAGUAUGGAUUUCAAUUCAAUUUAUUUAUUGCAGACCAUAAUGGAGAUACAAAGGUGGUAAUAUUAACAGAUAAAAAUUGCAUUAUGGACCCUGCAGUGUAGGGUAUCGCAAUUGGAAGAGGAGAGGACGUCUUAUUCAUAAUACCUUAUUGUGAUAUAAUAGCAUUUAUUCAAUAACAUUAACCUAAUUUUUUUAAUAAAUACAUUGUAAUUUUCUACAUUUUUUAAAUUUUCAGGUUAUUUAUUAUAAAUUGUUAUAGACAUAUAAUACGUGCUAGAUGAGCAUAAUUUGAGGCGAUCAGUUAGAACCAUUAGCUUUUUCUUGUGUCUUGAUGUAUAUUUUGAAGGAAUGUUUUCUCUUCUAGUAAAAAAAAAUAGUAUGUUUUUACAAAUUUACAAAUCUCAAAUAUAAAAAUGCUUGGUAAAGAAAGAAUUUCAUAUUUUUGGAAGUAAGGUUUACAACUUUCAGUUUGGUUAAUAUUAACAAUAAUACGAAUAAGUUUCUUUGUAGUAUAAAUAAAGAUAAAGCGGAUACGUCCGUACUGUUCCCCCACAAGAUGUUUCCAUAGGUAAACCAGGCAUUGGCAUAAGCAUAAUAUGUGAUAAGAGCAGUCUUUAGAUCUGUUGUUUUUUUGACCUCUCGAGGUGCAUAUUCCCUCAUGAACGUUAGAUAAGGUCACCGGUACGUUGCUCGCUAGCUUUUGUCGCCAUCGCCGGCGCUGAUGUGGUAUUUUGUUCAUUGACCCUUUCGGAGGCGGCUGCAUGCGCCAGCGCAGGCAUUAUAAAUUCGACAACACUAUUAAACAUAAUCUCAAAAGUUUUGUGAUUGACGUGUUUCUAGAACAUCCGUGAAUUUUCGUGAAAUUAUUCUUUAAAAAAAUUGGAUGUGCUAGGAGAUAAAAAAAAAUACGAUGGUUCCUAAUCUAUUUAGUCUGCUGAUAAUAAACUGCUUUUUGGUGUUAAUUUUUUGGUCUGGUGCAAAGGCCGAACUUUUCACCGCCAUAUCAGAAGUAGAGCCUCUGUUAGUGACACACAAAAGAAUUAUAGAUGAUCUCGAUCACUACAUACAACAGGAGGAGAAAAGACUAUUUACUCUGAAAAAGCAAUUAAGUAUCUACAAAAGAGAACAUGAUAAAGCUAUGGAAGACAUCCCUAACUAUUUAGGAAAUCCCAUUAACGCGUUCACGCUUAUCAAAAGACUGACUGCCGACUUAGAUUAUAUCGAACAGACUAUAAAAGUUGGCACAGAGUACAUAAAGAACAUAACAAUGAACCACGACGAUGUUAAGUAUCCGGCGAUUGAAGAUUUGACGGGUGCAGCGCAGGCCCUCACGCGCCUCCAGGAAACCUAUUAUCUGGACGUGACCGAAUUAGCCGAAGGCGUUCUAAACGGCGUCACUUAUAGUACUCCAAUGACCGCCGGCGAUUGUUUCGAGUUAGGAAGAGCUCUCUAUAAUGAAGAAGAUUACAAGAAUGGCCUGGCUUGGAUGUUGGUCAGCCUACAGAAAUACAAGAAGGAAAAUGAACCAUAUUUCUUUAAUGAGACUACUAUCUUGGAUUACAUUAGCUUUUCGUACUAUUUGCUUGGUGAUGUAACAAAUGCACUGGAAUGGACAAAGAAGUUAUUAGAAGUGGAUCCCAAUCAUAGUCGGGCACGGAACAAUAUACCACAUUAUCAGAAGGCUAUUGCCGAAGAAGAGGUGAAACUUGCCAAGAAAAAAAGAGGGGACGUAGGCGAGGAAUCGCAGCAGGUAGUUACAGUUCCCGAAGAGCUAUCUGAAUUCAUGAAAGAAAAGAAAAUGUACGAGCAUUUGUGCAGAGGAGAAAUGGAUAUUCCCCCAGAAAUUGCUAAAAAGUUGUACUGUCGAUACUUGACGGAGAAUCAUCCGUUCUUGAAGCUGGCCCCCAUCAAGAUGGAGUAUGCUUAUCUGAAGCCUGAUAUCGUGAUAUUCCAUGAUGUCAUGAGCGACGACGAAAUAAAGUUCAUACAAGAAGCUGCUAAACCUAGGUUCAAACGCGCCGUAGUGCACGACGCACGCACUGGUAAACUCGUACCAGCGCCGUACCGCAUCAGCAAAUCGGCGUGGCUCAAAGACGACGAAGCGGACGUUAUAGAGCGCGUGUCUCAACGUGUCGCGCAUAUGACCGGCCUCAGUAUGUACUCGGCCGAGGAGCUGCAGGUCGUCAACUACGGCAUCGGGGGCCAUUAUGAGCCGCACUACGACUUCGCGCGCAAAGCGGAGAGCGCUUUCAAGAAAUUCCAUGGGAACAGAAUUGCUACUGUGCUAUUUUAUAUGUCGGACGUGGCCCAGGGGGGCGCCACCGUGUUCACUAAGCUGGGCUUGAGCUUGUUCCCCAUUAAGGGGGCUGCAGCGUUCUGGUUGAACUUGCAUCCUUCGGGCGAAGGCGAUCUGGCCACCAGGCACGCAGCCUGCCCCGUUUUACGAGGCUCCAAGUGGGUAUCUAACAAAUGGCUCCAUCAAGGGGGACAAGAACUUCUGAAGCCUUGCAAUCUAGAGUAUCAAGGUGAAGCCAUCAUUAGACCGAUACCUAAACCAAUUCCUAAGACUUCCAGGUAGGAACGUCGCCAAAGUCCUGAAUUUUGUGCAAAUGUCCCAGUAAAGAACUUUAAUCAAACGUUUUCGCGCAAUAUUUUUAAUCACUCAUGUCAAGUGUGAAAUAUAUUGUAACUAUGUUUAAGAAAAAAAUGUGGAAUCUCUUAGAUUUUUGUAAAGGCAAAAGCGGAUUAGCGGGCUUCGAAUUCUACUCAUACGAAAUAAACUUUUACUACGUAAGAAUAAUGUUCAAAAUCCGCUUUGUUAUGUGUUAAAACAUCUACUGAUUGAAACUUUGUAAUCGUGCUUUAGAAGCUAUUUAUGUUAAUUAAAAUAAGUAAUAAAUUCAGUUUGGUGUUGUGUUCAUAAUACUAAUGACAUAGCAAAUAGAGAAACCAAAAUCUAAAUACUUAACGAUAUAAUGAUAGUUAUUUUAAUGCAAUUAUGUAUAAAGGAAAAUGGUAUAUAGAAAAAAAUACAUAAUGAUCGUCUAAUGGAUUAUAUCCACAUUUUAAUAUAAAACAGUACAACAUAUAACUUAAAAGUAUUUCUUAUUUUAUUUGGUGCGUGAUAGAUGAAACGUUUUCCUAUAUCCUUUUUUAUAACUUGCGCUCACCCAAAAUUAAUCUGCUUGAAAAAAAUUGUUUGCCACAUAGAAUAAAAAAAUUACGGGGCAUCAUUUGAGAAUAGCAUAAGAACAUGAUUCGUAGGGGGGGAAAUAGGAAAAGGGAGUAUUUUGCGUUGUCUACUUUCCGAGUGCAGCCAUAAUGAUUUUUUUAUUUAUUAUUAAUAGUAACAGUAUCUUUAUUAAUAACUUAUUAUAAAGUCGUUAAUGCCAUUAGGCUUUCUUGCCAUUAACAAAAGCUUAACAAUACAUAGAAGCUGCUACAUUGCCACAAUACUUGCAUUUUAAAUUAUUAUUUAUUUGAGUAAGUUGUAUGACUAAUAAAUAAAGGUAUAUCCAUACCGAUAUGCAUUUACUACUUAUAAAAUUUCGAUCUGUUUUUUUACAUUUUGUUAAUUAUGGCCAUAUUUUGUGAUAUUUAUAGAUGUAGAAGAUCACAUUUAUUUUAUUAAUUUACUUUUCAGAUAUAUUUUAAUUUUAAAGCCAUACCUUACUAAAUCAAUCUACAGAAAAUAUAAUAAGGAUUUUUCGAUUGAAUAAUUUGAAAUAAAAAUAGUUUUGGCACUAGGUAAGAGUAAAUAAAUGAUAUAUUUUUAUUUUCUUUACAAUUAAAGAUACAAUAUGUGAGAAAAGAAAACAAUAGGAUCGUUAACACAGGAAUCGCUGAUCAUUAAACUAUUAAUUAAACACAGCCCAAACAGUUCCUUGAGGGACUCAAAUUUAAUAAAAAUAUUUUCAAUUUAAAGAUAAUUGUGUUGUAAUAAAUUAAUGAAAUAAACUAAUUAUGAACACGAUCCACAAAAGAUCCUUAAUAUUUUGUACAUUUUUAUUGUAUUACAAUAUCAAAAGUGUUUGUCCAAUCAAACAAAUUACUUUCAUAUUGUGUAUGAGUUAUAAAUCAAUUUGUAUGUGUCUGUCCAAUAAUUGUGUUAAUAUAAUGUUGAUCGUGCAUAUAAAAGUAUAAAAAUCAACAUGUUUUUUAACAUUUUUAAUUGCGUUAAUAUUUGAUAAAUAAAGACUGUACUUUUAUAACUUAAAACAUCGAGAUUGGCUGUAUUGGUUUUGAGAUUAUUAUGAAAUAAAUGCUUAAGUGUUGCUUAUUCGGUUAUUGCAAUACAAGAAUAUACAGUAGCUAAGUAUAAAUUACAUUUACUACACAUUUGUUGUGGUAAUUACAUGUUUUAUUUUAUUUAACUAACAGUACAAAUAUUUUUUAUAUCCGAAAACAGUAAAUAAUGUGACCGCCUCUGUGUCCGUAUAAAUCUAGUACUAAGUUGGAUGAAAUCUUAAUGUUACAGUAACUUUUGACAUUAAAAAUGGAUUAUUUACAAAUACAUUGUUCUUUAUGAAU